AUGUUGAACCCCAGUAAGAAGUUCAUUGGGGUGGAGACCCUCAAGAGCUACAACCCCUCGACAGCGCACCGCAGGAAAGAGAGAGAUGCCGAAAAGAAAAAGAAUAAAGCUGAGCGGAAGAUUACGCGCGAGCAGGCGCUGCUGAAAAAGAACCCUGUGGCCAUCAAAGAGGAGCUCGAUAAGCUGGAGGCGUUGGGUACGGAAGGCCUUAUUAUGUGCACGGUUUGCUGUAUCUCUUCUCUGCGGCUUUUCUCCAUGGCUGCGUGGGGUUGGGUCUCGCCCAUGAUCGUCGAGACCAAGGCAGGCCAACCCAUGAGCGACGGGCGUACAAGGCGUCUGCAGAAGCUUCAGCAGCUGUGGGCGCAGGUUGUGAGCUCCGUUGAGGCGGAGCGCCGUGUGCAAACGGCUGAUGUCUCUUCCAUCGCAUCCGGUGAUACUCGCUCCUCUUCCUCCACCACUCUCCCCUACGCCAAGUGUCUGCAGCAGAGGCUCUCCCAUGGUGAAAGAAUCCCAGACGAAGAGGAGCGACGAUACUACUGCCCAGAACUGUGCAAUACUGGCAUAUUUAGACACCCUGAUGGCUCCAUUCGGCCGUAUCCGCCCCUCGUUGCCAAUGACAAGUAUGAGCAAAGAAGAAGAUUUGUAGAAAGUCAGCAGCGGUUGAACAGGGGUAGGAGAGCACCUUCAAAGGACUCCGAUAUGAGCAGCGACUCAGGAAGUGAUGACGAGACACCCGGCGCUGCCGAAGCAGCAGCGAACGGCAGCAGCAGCAAGAGCUCGGCCCCUCCAGUUGCUGAAACAGCCGAAGCAGCAGAGGACUUUCUGGCUUCCAUCCCCCUGCCGUCAGAACCCCCCCCAGUAGAUGCCGCAGCCGCACCGACCGCUCCGGAGAUGGAGCGCGGUGUACAGGGGCCUUGGUGCGACUUUUUGGCAAGGAGUUCACGAAUUCUUAGUGCCUGUUGGGUGCUUGCCCUGGCUAGCAAUUUCUGUGUAUUCGCCCCGUCCGUGUGUGUGUGGUUGCUCUUCUGUGGGGUGUGGACUGCUCAGCCCCAAUUCGGUGUCCCAAUGCCUCCAUCGCAGCUUGUCGCGCACAUGCAACACCAGAUGCAGCAACAGCACCUGCAGCAGCAGACUUCUCCUGCUGCCGCUGUACCGCACACCGUGGAAAAAAGGCUUCCCCCGCAGCGGGCACCCCAGCCCCCCCCGAAAAAGCAGCAUACUAUGGGCAGGCCCGCAGACACUGGCGACCUCAAGGCUGCAAUCUCCUUCGUCCCAACGCACUUGAGGACAAAGAAGCUUCCAGCGACAGCAAAAACUCAGGAAGGCCCCUCCAUCUCCCGGGUUUCUGCAUACUCCAUGGGCACUGCAGCGCUUGGCCGACAAGUGGGCGGAGCAAAGGCGCCUGCUGCUGGAGAGGCCGUUUCUGGUCUCGCGCGCUUCUUGGGGGAGGCGAAGAAGCAGCAGGAGGGGGCUGGCGGGGCACCUAAACAAGCUGGACCCGCCGAUUUGGAUAGAGCGUUUGACGAGUUUCUCAAGGAGGUCGGGGCUGCCUAA
Messenger RNA from Cyclospora cayetanensis, 1554 nucleotides. RefSeq lists its product as uncharacterized. The record is from RefSeq and is a predicted model, not a curated record. The transcript is spliced from 8 exons. The coding region runs from base 1 to 1554 and encodes 517 amino acids. Gene Ontology annotation, biological process: RNA processing. Lineage: Eukaryota; Apicomplexa; Conoidasida; Eucoccidiorida; Eimeriidae.